UGGAUUCUUAGAGAGCUGAUUCUAGCAUUAGAAAACAAGCCGUCACAGUUGAUUUAUCUUUGGUUCGCCAAAUUAAUAUAUUGGAACAACACACAACAAUUAAGUGGAGCGUUUUACUUUCAAUUACGAUGGAUGGAAAUAUGAUUCUAAUUGAUCCUAAUGUAUCGGUAGAGUUUGAAGUUUUUGGAAAAGUUCAAGGAUGUUCGUUUACAAAAUAUUGCAAGGACAUGUGCGAAGAAUUUCAAGUGUGUGGAUGGAUUAAGAAUACAAAAAAAGGAACUAUUACUGGAAAACUUCAAGGGCCUAAAUCAAAAGUAGAACAAAUGGUUUACUGGCUCUCAAAUGCUGGGUCUCCUGGAAGCCACGUCGAGAGAUGUGAAUUAAAUAAUUGGCAAAUGUUAGCUAAGCCGGAUUAUACUAAUUUUAGCAUUAGAUUUUAAAGAAAAGGAAUGUUAAUCUCCAAAUUUGUGUGAUAUUAACUGUAUUUUUAUUGUUUUGUAUGUAAAAAGUUAAGAAGAGUAGGUAGUAGUUAUUGUUAUGUAAACUAUUAAACAGCUUAUGUAUCGUUUUAAGGUUUUGCUUUAACCAAAAAUAUAUCUAAUAAAAUAAGCCUUAGAUAUUAUAAGUAGAAUU
Messenger RNA from Ceutorhynchus assimilis (cabbage seed weevil), 633 nucleotides. The record is from the annotation of a GenBank genome assembly. Lineage: Eukaryota; Metazoa; Arthropoda; Insecta; Coleoptera; Curculionidae.